This is a messenger RNA of Trifolium pratense (red clover), 1324 nucleotides long. RefSeq names its product transcription repressor OFP14. Bases 170 to 1111 code for a protein of 313 amino acids. The record is from RefSeq and is a predicted model, not a curated record. Gene Ontology annotation, biological process: negative regulation of DNA-templated transcription. The transcript has a single exon. NCBI's taxonomy places the organism in Eukaryota, Viridiplantae, Streptophyta, Magnoliopsida, Fabales, Fabaceae.
UUAUUACUUUUUUUUUAUUAUUUUAUCCUCAUUCCUCUCUUUUCCAUCUCCUACUAUUUAUUUAUGCAUAAACCACACUCUUCACCUUGAAAUUUUUCAUCACUUAUUCCAUCAACUUCAUUCCAUCAAUUUCAUUGUUCAAUUGUUCAAUUCAAGCAACAAAAAAAAAAUGCCUAAGAAGCUUCAAAAAACCCUUCAAGAUUACCUCAACAAAAUCAAAAACAAAAAACCUCAUCCUCAAAUUACACUAACCAAAAUGCUCUCUGGUUGUAAACAUCCCAAAACGCCAUCAUUUUCCUUAGACAACGGUAGAAACAUGUCAUCAUCUAACGCCGUUAAUAACAAAAUCAACGAUGCAGCAACACUAGCUGACGUUGACCGUUUUCUUUUCGAGAAUUUUAAGUCUCUUUAUUUCAAAGAUGAUGAAGAAACCGAAAACAACAACGCCAACACCAACACCAACAAUAAUAACAAUAACAAAAGAAUCUCGGAUGGACGAAACAACGAGGAACCACUAAAACUUGGUUCCUGGUUGUUUGAAUCACCGAGAUUCAUUACAACACCACCUCAAGAUCUUUGUGGAUCAGCACGAUUUUUCGUGAAGCCGGGAAAUUCAGGGUCAUUGAUGGAAGAUGCACUAUCUUUAUCAAACAGUGAUGAAGCUGAUUCGAGUAAUUCAAAUUCAUCAUCAACGGCAUCACCAACAAAAGAGGUUAUCAUGGUUAAUCAUGUUCAUGAUCAUCAUGAUCGUGAUCAUAAUAAUGCUCUUCCUGAUAAUUGUGUUGCUUUGUUAUCGUAUUCGCCUAGUCCUUACGAUGAUUUCAGGCGAUCGAUGCAAGAAUUGGUCGAAUCAAAGUUUGGUAAAAUUGAAAACAAUCAGAGAAUAAUUGAUUGGGAUUUCAUGGAGGAGAUUUUGUUUAGUUACCUUAAUGUUAAUGAGAAAAAGUCUCAUAAGUUUAUUUUAAGUGCUUUUGUUGAUCUCAUCACUGUUAUGCGUCGGAAUUCAGAGGCAGCUCCGGGGAAACCGUGUAGCGUCCGAACGGUUAGGAUUGGUAGGGAAGUCAGGAAGAAGAAGACCAAGCAAGUGACCAUAGAAUUUGAGUCUUCUUAACUUUUUUUUUUCUUUUUGUUAAUUUUCAUGAAAUAAAAGUAUAUUAGAAUUUAGAAUAAACUUAGGGUAGGGGGAAUUUUUCUUCCGAAUUUUAACAAUCCUGAAAUAUUUGAGUCUUAUGUAAUGAUCCAAUGAUCUUUGUUAUGCUUAAAACUCAUGCUAAGCAUGUUGGUUUUUAUUUUGAUAAACUAAAGUAUAUUUGCGGGCAUAAAA